Messenger RNA from Nomascus leucogenys (northern white-cheeked gibbon), 1566 nucleotides. RefSeq names its product Ly1 antibody reactive (gene LYAR). The record is from RefSeq and is a predicted model, not a curated record. Gene Ontology annotation, molecular function: DNA binding. Gene Ontology annotation, biological process: negative regulation of transcription by RNA polymerase II; rRNA processing. Gene Ontology annotation, cellular component: nucleolus. Lineage: Eukaryota; Metazoa; Chordata; Mammalia; Primates; Hylobatidae.
CGCGCUGGGUGGUUCGGAAGUGAAUUCUGCACCGCGAAGCCUGAGAGGCGGGUAGCUGCAGCGCUGGGCUGGCGGUGGCUAGUCCACGUGCUCCCCGCGGCCGGUUGAAACCGUUGGCGGGCGCUGGCUGAGAGGCAAUGUUUGCUGUCUUCCAUCAGAGUGACUGAAUUUCCACAGGACGGCUUUUUGACAAGACUUAAAACCUGUCUUGAAUAGAGAGUAUUUAGCCAUUUACCUAAAAAUGGUAUUUUUUACAUGCAAUGCAUGUGGUGAAUCAGUGAAGAAAAUACAAGUGGAAAAGCAUGUCUCUGUUUGCAGAAACUGUGAAUGCCUUUCUUGCAUUGACUGCGGUAAAGAUUUCUGGGGCGAUGACUAUAAAAACCAUGUGAAAUGCAUAAGUGAAGAUCAGAAGUAUGGUGGCAAAGGCUAUGAAGGUAAAACUCACAAAGGCGACAUUAAACAGCAGGCGUGGAUUCAGAAAAUUAGUGAAUUAAUAAAGAGACCCAAUGUCAGCCCCAAAGUAAGAGAACUGUUAGAGCAAAUUAGUGCUUUCGACAACGUUCCCAGGAAAAAGGCGAAAUUUCAGAAUUGGAUGAAGAACAGUUUAAAAGUUCAUAAUGAAUUCAUUCUGGACCAGGUGUGGAAUAUCUUUUCUGAAGCUUCCAACAGUGAACCAGUCAAUAAGGAACAGGAUCAACAGCCACUUCACCCAAUGGCAAAUCCACAUGCAGAAAUCUCCACCAAGGUUCCAGCCUCCAAAGUGAAAGAUGCCGUGCAACAGCAAGGGGAGGUGAAGAAGCAUAAAAGAGAAAGAAAGGAAGAACGGCAGAAGAAAAGGAAAAGAGAAAAGAAAGAACUAAAAUUAGAAAACCACCAGGAAAACUCAAGGAAUCCGAAGCCUAAGAAGCGCAAAAAGGGACAGGAGGCUGACCUUGAGGCUGGUGGGGAGGAAGUCCCCGAGGCCAACGGCUCUGCAAGGAAGAGGAGCAAGAAGAAAAAGCAGCGCAAGGACAGCGUCAGCGAGGAAGAGGCACAUGUGGGUGCAGGGAAGAGGAAGCGGAGGCACUCGGAAGUUGAAACAGAUUCUAAGAAGAAAAAGAUGAAGCUCCCAGAGCAUCCUGAGGGCGGAGAACCAGAAGACCAUGAGGCGCCUGCAAAAGGUAAAUUCAACUGGAAGGGAACUAUUAAAGCAAUUCUGAAACAGGCCCCAGACAAUGAAAUAACAAUCAAAAAGCUAAGGAAAAAGGUUUUAGCUCAGUACUACACAGUGACAGAUGAGCAUCACAGAUCCGAAGAGGAACUCCUGGUCAUCUUUAACAAGAAAAUCACCAAGAACCCUACCUUUAAGUUAUUAAAGGACAAAGUCAAGCUUGUGAAAUGAACAUUUCUGUAUUUAAAAAUUGAAUCCAUUCUGCUGACUACUUCUUUCACUGCUGUUUGUAAAAUGUGUAAUGAAUUCUAACAACUCAAAUUUUGCUUUUUGAAGCUGUAUUUUUAAGUUAAGAAAAAAUAUAUUUUUGGUAUAACUUUUAUGAGAAAAAAUAUAUUCUUGUCCAAACUUCUAAA